GCGUGAUCAGAAACAGGAUUUGCUUGCUCGGUUCCUCGCUGUCGUCGUUCGCAUUCCUGAGUCGACUUGACUAACCGAGAUCACACCUCUCCUGGGACCACCACACAAUUUAAGUUUUCUUGUUGUGCCCAUUUGAUAACAAAAUGGACGCUCUGCAAGCCACACACGAUCUCAUCUUGGACUACGAUCUGCUGCAAACUGGCCUGGGGAGUGAUGUCUAUACCGAUGCUGAUCUGAUGACCAUUAUCGACGAGAGGGAUCUCCUGGAGAUCGGGGACGACUUCAGCAACAGCUCAGAGGAUGAUCUCUCACUAGCCGCGUUGGACACGCGCGGGUUCUUGGGUCCGACACAAUUUAACGCCAGCAGUCUCGACGAGUCUGUUCCGUGGCCUAAAGUUUCUUCUCAACUAUCAAAACGGCGGCAAAGAGGAGUAUCACGCAAAACCGAGAUUGAGGCAUUGAGGAAACUGGCGACGCAACUAUCAAAAAAGAUCGAGGAGAUGAAAGCUGCUGAUGCGAAAUUACAGGCGUCGUCGAAGAACGAGGCCGGGAACGCUCUGGUGAAGACGUUGUGGAAGGCCAUGGCGUCCAGACAGCUGACGCUUCGGAAGUCAGCGGAAGCCCUCAAUACCAAUCUGCGGGACGAGGUGGUUUUUCAAGCCAAGUAUGCUGCGAACCUCAAGCGCAUGCUGAACCGACGAUAUAGCGAGGAGAUGCUAGAAUCGGUGCCAAUCAAAAAGCGCGCCGGACGUAUAGUCAUCAAGACUUCUGCUGAGAACGAACAGAUCUUCAGGGGACUAUUGGAGACUAUCAACCACAUCUAUGCCGGCAUCGAUGAUCUGUUCCUCGAGAAGGGGAUGUCGAAGCUGCCGUGUCCGGGACGGGCCCAAGAAGUGUAUCCAACGACAGUAAACGGUCUGUUCAUUGAAUUAAUGGAGAGAAACCAGGUCCCAUUCAGUGCUAGUCGAACUGGUGCGGCUGUCUGGAAGGCUGCGUGCGGCAUGAAGACACCGGAUGGCGGCAUUGUCGAUGUUAAGAUGUGUGCACAGGACACUCAGCAAUCGGAGGACAUCGUCACGAUGUAUAUUAACUACACGUGCAAUGCUGCUGGACACUCUUUGAACAUGCAAGAACGUCGAGUCGGGCGGAAAUACGUCGAAGAAGAUCGAGUCGUGUUUGUAUUCGUAUGCUUGGCUGAGCUCAGUAGUCGAAGUCUCGGUCCUCUCGGUUUAUCAUUUAAAGAACCAUCCGCGGUCGUUGUGCGUAAAGGCCCAAGGCUCGCAUCGGGGCAGGAGACUGCCGUCAUUGAGACAUAUGUGCGGUGGACUCGAUGCGACGACGGUAAGGAAAUAGCCAGCCAAUUCCGCGGUGCAGCCUUCGUGGAUUCAGUGUUCGAGACUUUGAACAAGAGGGUCUCACUUUUCAGUGCACGCGUCGAAAAUAUUUUGUUUGAGGACUAUGUAGUCUCUGUUACUGAGUGCUAAACUGAAUUUGAUUUUUUGCUACGGAAA
Messenger RNA from Phytophthora nicotianae INRA-310, 1511 nucleotides. RefSeq lists its product as hypothetical. NCBI's taxonomy places the organism in Eukaryota, Oomycota, Peronosporomycetes, Peronosporales, Peronosporaceae. The transcript is spliced from 3 exons. Bases 144 to 1484 code for a protein of 446 amino acids. The record is from RefSeq and is a predicted model, not a curated record.